This is a messenger RNA of Pseudomassariella vexata, 1407 nucleotides long. RefSeq names its product FAD dependent oxidoreductase-domain-containing protein. The record is from RefSeq and is a predicted model, not a curated record. The coding region runs from base 1 to 1407 and encodes 468 amino acids. The transcript has 5 exons. Gene Ontology annotation, molecular function: oxidoreductase activity. Gene Ontology annotation, cellular component: cytoplasm. NCBI's taxonomy places the organism in Eukaryota, Fungi, Ascomycota, Sordariomycetes, Amphisphaeriales, Pseudomassariaceae.
AUGGGAAAUCUCCUCUCCAGGCUCAAAACCCUCUACUUCGGCCUUGAGUACCUCCUCGACUUGAACAAAACCCUCAACCACGUCCUCACCCGCGCCUCGGCACCUCCGGGUCUCCCCGUACCCAACCCCACCCCCUCCUACUGGCUCGAGGACCCACCCUUUCCGGACCUGGUCCACCUCCAAUCCCCCACCUUACCAUCCCGAGCCGACAUUGUCAUCAUCGGAUCCGGUAUCACCGGCGCUGCCGUCGCGCGGUCCAUCCUCCAAGAAUGCUUGCGCAAAGGGCAAACCCGGCAGAUCGUCGUGCUCGAGGCGCGCACGCUCUGCUCUGGCGCCACGGGCAGGAAUAGAGGACAUAUGAAGGCAUCGCCGCAGGAACUAUUCGCGGAUAUGAGGGGCAGGCACGGGGAGGAGAGGGCAGCGGCCACUACGCGGUUUCAGUUGGUGCACGUGGGGGUUUUGACGAGACUCUGUAGGCAGGAGGGGUGGGAGGCGGUCGAGCGUAGGGAGGUAACGACGGCGGAUUUGUUUUUGGAUGACGAGGGAAGGGAGAAGCGGAUGGAGGAGGUGGAGGAAUUGAGGAGGUGGGUGCCCGAGUUGAGGAUGGAUGUUUUGGGGGCUGAGGAGGCGAGGGAGAAAUUCGGUGUCAACGACUACGUCCAAGGCGCCAUAUCCUAUCCCACUGGCGCCCUGUGGCCGUACCGCCUCGUCUCAAGCGCGUGGAACGAUCUGCUAACCAAGUUUCUCAAGUCCAUAUCGCUUGAGAUGGUAACACCCGUCCUCUCCAUAUACCCAAGUAGCACAGAGGGAUAUGCCUACGAAGUUGUCACGACCCGCGGCACCAUCCACUGCGACCACGUCGUCCACGCCACCAACGCCUUCGCAAGCCACGUCCUCGGCCACAUGACUGCCCAGCACCCCGGUACCAGGUUCCCCAAUUUCGACGGGAGAUUGUCUUGGUCUGUAAUCUAUGAGAAGGCGUAUGAUUACGUUACACAGCGCCCAAUGACGACGUAUGGGAUGCCAGGGGAUAUCAUGUUGGGCGGGGGAUUCAACCGCGGACGGGAUCAGGGGUUGGAUCACAUAGGCCGUUGGGAUGACAGUCAGCCGAGAUGGGGGGAUGAUCGUGAAGGGUGGAGGGUAAAGAAGGCGUGGGUUGGGUGCAUUGCGUUUACGGGGGAUGGGAUGCCAUUUGUGGGGAGGUUGGACCCAGAGCUGACAGGGUGGCGUCCCGGGAGAAAAUCGACGGGGAAUGGUGUUGAGCCAGGAGAUGAGAGGGAGGAUUUGCCUGAUGCUCCCGGACGCCUUCCCGGGAAGGUGGUGGACUGGUUUCCGGCCGAAUUGAAGCCAAGUCUGGAAAGGGUGAAGAGGGCGGAUUUGAGUAAUCUGGUUAAGUAUGCUCCGUAA